AAAGAACACGAACAUGAAAAACACGACAUGAAUACUAAGUUUACUUGAAUGAUGAUAAAAAAAAUAAAUUAUUUCGAUAUAAUGUAUAAAGAUUGGUAAAUGACACAAGCAUUAUCCAUUCAAUCUUAUGUUUGAAAAUAAUUUAUGUAAAACACGUUUACCGUUAUCUUGCCAUAUCGGUUUCUUUUGCUUUUGUUGGACCAACUUUUGCGUCCACCGCUAACUAAAGUUCAAAGGUGGAAAGUGCCAUGAAGGGAAGUGAAAUCUGAAGUGUUAUCCAGAGGCCUCGUGUGCUUACCAUUUCACUUUUACCGACGUAGCCAUUAGGUUCAGAAACCACUCAACACCUGUCCGCCACAUGUCAACGUCCAGUAAAACCACCAACACAGUUAUUAUCUGCUCGAUGCAGAUAUUUAACUGCAACAAUAAAUCUUGUCCAGAUUAUCUCCAUUUUCAAUUAAGUUUUCUGAGAGUGAGAGGGAAAGAGGUUAACACAGCGGUGUCAAAAAUGGCUCCAAAGCGCUCGGCGAAGAUGGUGGUGAAGACCACCAAGCGAGUCGUGAAAGAAAUGGUUGAAGUUUCAGUGGUUAAAACCAGAAGGAAGAAACAACAAGAAGAUCGUCCACUGGAGACUAUUUCCGUUGAAAACAACGACUCAAAUCAAACCCAAAACGUAGAAGUUUCAGUUGGGAAAGAGCCGCUCAAGACUAGUAUUAUUCCAAUUGAAACUUUGGAGCAAGUUAUUCCCAUUGAAACCCAGGCAGAAAACCAAACCCUAAAAACACAAAACGCUGAAGUCCAAGUCGACAGAGAGGCAGAAGAAAAUCCUACGACUCCUGAUCCACAAGAAACAGAGAAAUUAUCGAAGGAAGAAGAGCAGAAGAGUGAGGAGGACAAAACCCUAAGAGGAGGAGAGAACAAGGACGCGGAAGAUUUGACGAAAACCGAAGAGCAAGCCUCGAAGAAAGGAGAGAAGAAAAGCGAGGUGAAAGGAGGGAAGAGGAGAGAGAAGAGGAGGAGUAGGGGAAGAGAAGAGUACAAGACAUAUGUGUAUAAGGUUUUGAAGCAGGUGCAUCCUGGGAUGGGAGUGUCGUCCAAGGCCAUGACGGUGUUGAAUAACUUGAUGAACGACAUGUUUGAGAAGCUGGCUGAUGAGGCAGCUAGGCUGACUACGUAUACAGCGAGGAAGACAUUGUCGUCGAGGGAGAUUCAAGGGGCGGUGAAGCUGGUUUUGACUGGGGAGCUUGGGAGGCAUGCCAUGGCGGAGGGGACCAAGGCCGUGAGCACUUAUGUUUCAUAUGGAGGAGGGUCGUCCAAGUCUUGAUUAUUUAAUUAGAACUUCGUGUUACUUAAUGUGUUUGUUGUUAGUUAGUUUUUGUUUUGCAAAAUUGUUUAUUAGUUUGUUGUCCGUUAGGGCAUAGAUAAUUACCCAUGUGUGGUGAUGGUGUGUGAAAAUGAUCCAUCUGUUUUGGUUAUGAAUGAAAGGCUGUUUUCUUGUUAAA
Molecule: messenger RNA, 1502 nt
Organism: Malus domestica (apple)
Lineage: Eukaryota; Viridiplantae; Streptophyta; Magnoliopsida; Rosales; Rosaceae
Product: histone H2B.2-like
Cellular component (GO): nucleosome
Molecular function (GO): DNA binding; structural constituent of chromatin; protein heterodimerization activity
Source: RefSeq, a predicted model, not a curated record